CCCGAGUGCUGUGUCAAUCCGCCCUUAUAAAGGAGCCGAACUAGCGAUGUGGAGGCGUAUACCGACCGGUAGCAGCACUGUUCAAGGAUCGCUUCAGCAUAAUUAUGGACGUCGGUGAAGAGACUUGGCUCGAAUGCAUGCAAUUGGGCCCUCCAUACAGCGUCGACCGUGUGCUCAGCGACGAGGGCGCCCACCCUGAACCACCAUACAACUGGCCUGCUGGCCCACUGUUUGACCAACUACAAUUGGCCAACCUCUUCAAGCCGACUUGCAAGCCGACGGCGAGGUGUCGUACUGUCUCGGAUACAACCUUCACGACUGAUAGCUCGGCAGACCCAGAUAUACUCCUCAGCGCAUCAGCAGUGACCGCAUCCCCUCAUACAUUCGACAUCCUCGCUGGAGCCUGUCCCCAGCCCCCUACGUACCCUCCUGGUCACCCUGCGACGUGGGCUCCAUCCCCGGACGUCGCAUUGACAGGCCAGCCCCCGAGCUCGACAUCUCUGCACUUUGACUUGGAUACGACGUCCAAACCCUUGAACUCGCCAUACGUCGCUCUUGACGACGCAAGUAGCCUUCAAGCGAACUUUCGGCGUGAGGUUGGCUCGCAGGCACAGACGGAGGCGUCCAUUAAGCGCAGAAGAGCGUCGGCGCGAUCCAGCUCUGCCUACGUGUGCGAAUGCUGUCCGAAGACAUUCACGCGGAAGAAGAACCUCCAAGAGGCACGUCAAGAUCGUCCACACCCAGCGUCAAGUAUCAAGCCUAAGGUGCCGGUGCACCCCUUCGAUAACCCAUUCUCCCGAUACAAUGAGCCGCCGCUAUUUUCUACGAGCGCGAUUGACAAGGAACGUGCCCUGCUCAAUGUCGACACAUCGGUCGAACCGAUCCCGGUAACUCAUGCCCCUGCGCACAUCGUCGCUCCUUUUACCUUGCGCGGACUCUUGCAAAGGUACAGGUGCCAUCGACGAGCCUCGUUUUCAGGGCAUAAGCCCUCGUUUCGGCUCGCGCCUACCGGUACUACAGAUGCCCUGCCGAACCAGUACACCCCGAGUUCACCUUACAAGAGCGCGCGAAUCAAUGCCGACUCUCACAAGCACCUUCACGAGCCAGUUCUACCUGCCAACAGCGCACCUGAGACGGUGCCAAACCCGGGCAUGCUCAUCGUGGCUACCGAGACGUCGCCCAGCCCAGGAGGGGCCACCAGCGCGAGUUGUCUCCCUCCACCCACCAAUAACUUUCGCAAGCGUGUCUCUACGCGGAACCGACAGCAGGCAUCCGAGAAGCGGCGCUCGUCGGGCAGUCGCUCAAACUUCUCUUGCAAUAUCGAAGGCUGCACGACCACGUUCACCAGAUGGCAGAACCUUAAGGCAUCCCUGCGAGCAUCCUGGCUGCAGGCUACGCUUCAACACGCGCGGGCUUCUCAGAAGCCACGCUCGGCAUGCGCACGGCGCUCCGUCGCUACAAAAGAGGACUCGGACUUGAACGCCUAA
Messenger RNA from Schizophyllum commune H4-8, 1487 nucleotides. RefSeq lists its product as uncharacterized. NCBI's taxonomy places the organism in Eukaryota, Fungi, Basidiomycota, Agaricomycetes, Agaricales, Schizophyllaceae. The coding region runs from base 105 to 1487 and encodes 460 amino acids. The transcript is spliced from 10 exons. The record is from RefSeq and is a predicted model, not a curated record.